UUAGCUAUUGUUUUUCUUAUUUUAAUUUAGUGAAUUUCUUUUAAUUUUUAAAUUAUUAUCUGAAUUUUCUUAGUGAUAAACUGAAGUUUUAUUGGUGUUAUUUCAGUUCGACUGACGGAAAUAUGAAGACUUACAGGACAGUGUUGCUGUGCCUCGGGGCUCUCUCGUUCGCCAGUGCGGCGCCAGCGCCUGCAGCUAGAGACAACUCGCCGCAGCACGCGGAGUACGAGUACGACUACGACAACUCUGCGCAGGCAAGCCAGGCGCAGGAGCCGGCCGAGUCCGCUAGCCAUUAUGACGCGUAUAUCCAGGACGUGCAGGCCGCGGCCACCGGCGACGGCGGCGCUAAGAAAGGCUUCAGCAGAGGCAGUGGCCUAAGAACCAUCGCUGUCGGCUCCGCAAACCAAGCUAAAACCGCUCUCGGAAACCAAGCCGCCGCUGCGUACCAAGCCGCUUAUGUAGCAAAGAAUACCCUGGCUCAGUCCGCUGCUCAGGCCUCGGCCACGGCUCAGGCGGCCCUCGCCGGCAAACAAGUGAUCCUGUCAGGAUUGGAACAGCAAGUGAGAGACGCGAAGGUGGCCCUGCAAGGAGAAGAGAUGCAGCUGCAGCAAGCGAAGAGAUCAGCCCAGGCGGCGGCGCAGGCAGCGCAGCAGGCUAUGCACCAGGUGAACGUGAUCCAAGCCGCGUUGAACGCUGCGCAAGCGACGUCGGAAAACGCUAACGAGGCAGCGUCCCAAGCGGCGGGCGAGCUGGGCGCCCAGACCGCCAUGGUGGGGGCUGCCAGACAACGGCUGCACACCCUGCAAGAACAGUUGCAUGGCGUCAGGAUCGACUUCGAGGCCACGCAGUCUGCUGCUAGAAAGGCCCAGGCGGCCGCUCAGCAGGCGCAGGCGAACGCGGCGGCGGCGGCGGCGAAGGCGGCGGCGGCCGGGCUCGGCAGCAAGCAUGCGCACGACGCCUCCCACGAAGGUACGAGCGUCGAGGAGUACGCGGCCGCGCCCGCGGACAACUCCGCCGCACACGACUAUUACACGCAUCAGUCGAACUUCCAACACCAGUAGCUCAUAGGUUUUAGGUAAAACGUUCUGAGGAUCCGUCCCCGACAUAUCACCACAACCAAUGUUAUUUAUCAAACGAUACCCACGGUAUUCGGAAUCCUCAGAACGAAAAAAGGUUAUCGAUAGAAUAGGAUAUUAACUAUUCUUGUCAUAUAUUUUUUUUUACUUUCUACGAAAUCAUGUGAUCAUAAGUAUUAUCCUAUUUAAGAAAUCCUAUUCUGAUCGUAACCGACUAAAAGUAGCAUUUCUACAAAAUGUAAAUAAGAAAGUUGUUUGUUUGUAAUUAAUUAUCUAGAUUCUGAAAUUUUCAGGCUCUCUUUGAAUACUAAUUCAAUUUUUUUACUUAGCUUUUUAUACUUUUUUUACUACAAUUGUAUUUAUAUUUUAUUGUCGAAUGAGCUUUCAGUUUUGUAUAUGUAUAACAUAGGGUAGUUAUAUUGCAAAAAUGAAGGGCAAUAGUACAAUAGGAACGAAUUAGAUAGCAGGCUACUAACCAGAAUAAGUGCGAUGUCUCGAGGAAGCCAUAGAGCGUUUAUUGAAAUGAAUGGUUAUGCAGACAAACCGGAGUGUAUUUAAAAUAAAGAAUGUUUUGUUAUAUGUUUUUGUUAUUUACUAUUGACUUGACUUGUUCUUGACAAUA
This is a messenger RNA of Pectinophora gossypiella (pink bollworm), 1698 nucleotides long. Its product is annotated as translation initiation factor IF-2-like. The transcript is spliced from 4 exons. The record is from RefSeq and is a predicted model, not a curated record. The coding region runs from base 123 to 1061 and encodes 312 amino acids. Lineage: Eukaryota; Metazoa; Arthropoda; Insecta; Lepidoptera; Gelechiidae.